AUGACAGUCCAGCCCAAAGAUCAAGUCUACGUCCAUUUCGGACGCGGCGGUGCAGGCAACAUCAUCAACUCCACAACAAGAGAAACCCGCCGUCCCUCUUGGAUCGCCGACUCGCAAUCGCAAUCGACUGUCACAGGCCAUGAACGAAUCCAUGUAGGGCGACGUUUCUCCACGGGAAUAGGCGGAUCAGGAAACAUGUCUGCGGCAAGUAAAUUCCAAGACAGGCGGGAGGCCGAUGAGGAAAUGGCAAAGUUGCUGUACGACAGGCAAGCGCCCGGCAUUGUGCUUAUCGAGGGUCGCUAUCACACAGGACGAGGCGGCGCCGCCAACAAAUAUGCCAACACUGAGCUGGAAGACCAAGAAGCACGAUUGAAUAAUGAGAAUAUGCGGCGCCAGAGCUUCGCAAGUAUGAGCCACCGGAGACAGAGUCUGGCAAGUCUCAUACCGUCAAGCGGAGAGGACAGUCGAAGGCCCAGUAUUGCUUCAAUACGAGAUUAUCUCAUGGCGAGGAGGUCGAGUAAGGCCUGA
Messenger RNA from Cladophialophora psammophila CBS 110553, 528 nucleotides. RefSeq lists its product as uncharacterized. Lineage: Eukaryota; Fungi; Ascomycota; Eurotiomycetes; Chaetothyriales; Herpotrichiellaceae. The transcript is spliced from 3 exons. The coding region runs from base 1 to 528 and encodes 175 amino acids. The record is from RefSeq and is a predicted model, not a curated record.